AUGACAGAUUCCGAGUCGGGAAAACGAAAGGCCUCUACCGCCGGCCUUUCCGCUCAUAACCGCCCCGUCAAGCGCCGGGCCUCAAAGGCCUGUUGCUGCUGUCGCGCCCGCAAGGUCCGCUGCGAUGUGGUAGAGAAUGGUUCCCCUUGCACCAAUUGUCGACUAGAUCAGGUCGAAUGUGUCGUCACCGAAAGCAAGCGGAGAAAGAAGUCUCGGGUUGAGGUUGAACAUGCAGCCCAUUCCGAGUCCCCCGAGGCCUCGGAGGAGAACCUGCUGCAUAGCAUUCAGGGCUUGUCUGAAAUGGCACCCACGUCACCUUCCCAAGCGUCCGUUGAUCUGGAUCACGGACAACAUAUGCCACAUCUGCUCUAUCAAACACAAGCACACCGCAUUGGCUCCGAUGAUCAGAAUCGCCGCCGCAUGGCCCCCAACCCUGCCGUGCCCGCCUCAAUGCCCCUGGCAAACGCCACACUGCAAAUCCAACAGCUACUCGAUCCCUCAUUUGGAAACCGAACUGCAAGCGCCUUUCUUCCCGACUACAUUAGAGGUCUACCCGCCCGGUUCCAGAAGGAAGAUAUUGACUACUUGGCCGCGAAGGGAGCGUUGACAAUCCCGGACGUGCCUCUGCGAAACGAGCUUCUCAAGGCCUACAUUCAUUAUGUGCAUUCUUAUAUGCCCCUGCUGGAUUUGGAGGAGUUCCUCCAGACCAUUGUCCAAAACGAUGGAGUCCACCGCAUCAGUUUACUGCUAUUCCAGGCGGUCAUGUUCGCGGGUAUGGCCUUUGUCGACAUGAAGCAUCUGCAAGCUGCCGGUUACCAAACCCGUAAAGCGGCUCGCAAGAUUUUCUUCCAGCGUGCCCGCCUCUUGUACGACUUCGACUACGAGGUAGAUCGCAUCUCUUUGGUCCAGUCUCUGCUGCUCAUGACCUAUUGGUAUGAGACUCCGGAUGACCAAAAGGACACUUGGCACUGGAUGGGCGUCAGCCUGUCUUUGGCCCACACUAUCGGUCUCCACCGAGACCCCGGCAACUCGCGGAUGGACCUGCGCCGCCAGAGAAUGUGGAAACGCAUCUGGUGGAGCACAUACACUCGUGAUCGUUUGAUUGCGUUAGGCAUGCGACGCCCGAUGCGCGUGAAGGAUGACGACUGUGAUGUACCGAUGUUGACUAUGGACGACUUUGAGUUCCAGGCCUUCUCACCCGAAAUUGUGAAGAUGGUCGGGGACUCGGAGAUUUUGCAGAAUGUCAGCCACCAGCGAGAGCUGGCCUUGAUGUUCAUUGAAAAGGCUAGGCUUUGUCUUUGCGUGAGCCAUGUCCUUUCCGCACAGUACUCGGUGCUCAGCCACAAAUUCGGCGGCACCAUGGAGACCACAAUGAUGUUGGUCCCUAAGAAGUCCACUGCAGAGUCCUUUGAAGUGCGACGCUGUGAUCAGGAGCUGGAAGACUGGCUGGCCAAUCUCCCGGUCGAAACACAAUAUACGCCUUCGGGCGUGUCGAAGCUUCCGGAAGCCCGUGAAGUUCUUCACUCGCACCGAGCUCUGCUGAAGAUGGUUUAUCUCACUACAUCCAGUGCUCUCCAUCGCCCCCAGGUCCUUCCCGCCGUUCCCUACCCGUCCAUGGAUUCCGAGCUACAAGAAUUGUCUCGUCAAAAAGUCCGAUUCGCCGCCGUGGAGAUAACCGCCAUUGCCCAGGAUCUUCAUGUCCUAGACUUGACUCGAUACUACCCGACCACUGGAGUGACCGUGCUCCUACCCGCCGUCAUUAUUCACCUGCUCGAUAUUAAAUCGAGCGACCCAAGCGUACGGAUGACAAGUCUCCAGCGCUUCUACCAGUGCAUGCGCAUCCUACAGCGCCUGCGGGAGAUCUACGCAUCGGCCGAUUUUGCGACCUCAUUCCUGGAAGCCGCCAUCCGCAAGGCCGGUAUCCAGCUGACAGUCGCACCACAGGAGGUGCAAUCUAAGCGAUCCCGCAAGACCACCACAAGCAAUGAUCCAUUCGACGCGCUAUCUCGGAACAACACCCUCACUCCUCCCCCGGACUCCCUGGCCCAGAAGAUUCCGGACCUCACUUACCCCCAGGCCCCCGCAGGCGGGCGUACUGGAAGCCUCUUUGCCUCAACCCCGCCACACUCCGACGGCAGCGAAAACGGCAGCACCAACAAUCUCAACCCGACCCACAGCCAUGACGCCUUUGCCAUCCCCGAGCUCAACUCGGAGCUCAGCCUCACCGAGCUAAUGGACCUGGCCAAUGAUGCCGAGGUGACCCAGAAUGACUUCGAUGCGCUGAUCAACUUCGACGAUGCCGGGAAUGAAUUCUUCACGGAUGAGUCCGGCCAAGGCGGAGCCGCGGCCGAAGACAAGGGCUACGAGUUCGGCGUCGAUAACAUGAAUGGCAUGGGCUUUGACACUGAUCCAAAGUCGAUUGACUUUGCCAAUUUGACAGAGCUACAUGGCGAUCAUGGUUCGAGCGACCUUUCAGCCGAGGCUCAUUCUCGGGCCAGUCUGACGGCCGACCUGGACACAGACCUUGGCAUUGGUCUGGAUGAAUGA
Penicillium longicatenatum is the source of this 2547-nucleotide messenger RNA. RefSeq names its product putative C6 transcription factor (Ctf1B) (gene farB1). Gene Ontology annotation, molecular function: zinc ion binding; DNA-binding transcription factor activity, RNA polymerase II-specific; DNA binding. Gene Ontology annotation, biological process: regulation of DNA-templated transcription; DNA-templated transcription. The transcript is spliced from 3 exons. The record is from RefSeq and is a predicted model, not a curated record. NCBI's taxonomy places the organism in Eukaryota, Fungi, Ascomycota, Eurotiomycetes, Eurotiales, Aspergillaceae. Bases 1 to 2547 code for a protein of 848 amino acids.